AUGGCGUCUGUGCAAGCACCACCCGGUGUCCAGCACCCAGGGGGCCCUAUGCCUGCUGGCGCAACCAAGCAGCAGGCAGAAGAAGUAUUCCGGAAACUUAAGCAGAUGAAGGAACAGGGCGUCCCCCCAUCCGACCCCGAAUAUAUCAAAGCACACCAGUUCCUUGCGAGCUUUCAACAACAACACAACAUGCGACGCAACCAGCAGCAGAUGAUGCAGCAACAACAGCAGCAGCAUCAGCAGCAGCAUCAGCAGCAGCAUCAGCAGCAGCAGCAGCAGCAUCAGCAGCAGCACCAGCAGAUGCAAGCUAUGCCAAACGGUGCUGCUAAUGGCGCCCAGGCUCAGCGCUCCCAGCAAGGGACACCGCAGCCCGGGCAGCCAGGCCCUCAGGCCCAAGGCGCUGCUGUUGCGCCGGCUCAAAACUCCGUGGCCACGCCGACUGCUGGCGUGUCACCAGCCGCCGGUGCCUCGAAUCUUUUCAGUCAGCAGCAACUUGCUCUCCUCAGACAGCAAAUUCACGCCUUCAAGCUGCUAGGCAAGAACGCUGGCGUUUCCCUGCAGCUACAACAAGCCAUCUUCAACCAACGUAUGCGCCGCCAAACCACCAUCGCCAAUUCUCCGGUGUCUACACCAAACAAGGUCCCUACUGUCGAAGGAGGUAAAGAUGUACCCAAUGGUGCUGAUGUCGCUGCCUCAGAUGAGGCGAACCAGCUGCCGAAGCAGCACAUCUAUAAGGCGCUCAAAUCUCCGUACGGCACCAACAUGGUUCGCCCAUCCAUCAACUACUUCGAUCACACGCAGCGCAAGAACCGUUGGUUCAUCCCCGGCAUCUUCCCCACCGGUAUCGAUGCCGAGCAUCUGCGAUACGAGAAAGAGGUUGUUGUGUUCAACCGCAUGAGCCAGCGUUACGCUGAGCUGAAGAAUACCCCCGCCAACAUUGCCCACAUCGACGUCACCGACGAUGACCUUGAGGUCCAUGAUGAUCUCAAGAGACGGGCCAUCAUUGAGAUGAAGAAGCUUGCUUUGUAUUCUAAACAGCGCGCACUCCGUGAGAAGGUUGGCCGUCAGAUGCUGCACUAUGACAACCUGGCAAUGACGACAAACCGUUCCAACUAUCGUCGCAUGAAGAAGCAGAACGUUCGCGAGGCGCGCAUUACUGAAAAGUUGGAGAAGCAGCAGCGUGAUGCUCGUGAGAAUCGCGAGAAGAAGAAGCACUCUGACUUCUUGCGUGCCGUUUACAACCGACGCGCUGAAAUUCACGAGACCGCCAAUGCUCAGCGCACUAAAUUCCACAAGCUCAGCCGUCUUAUGUACUCUCAGCACUUCAACAUCGAGAAGGAAGAACAGAAGCGCGUCGAACGUACCGCCAAGCAGCGUCUGCAGGCUCUCAAGGCCAACGACGAAGAAGCCUACCUCAAACUACUCGACCAGGCCAAGGAUACCCGUAUCACACAUUUGCUGCGUCAAACCGAUGGUUUCCUGCACCAACUUGCCUCGUCUGUCAAGGCACAGCAAAGACAAGCUGCCGAGCGUUACGGCGACGGCACCGAGAACUUUGUGGCCGAAGAAUCCGAAUCCGAGCCGGACGAGGAGGAUGAAGAGACUGGCGGCAAGAAGAUCGACUACUAUGCUGUUGCCCACAAGAUUCGUGAAGAAGUUACUGAGCAGGCCAACAUGCUCGUUGGUGGCAAACUCAAGGAGUAUCAGGUCAAGGGCCUUCAGUGGAUGAUAUCGCUCUACAACAAUAACCUGAAUGGUAUCCUCGCAGACGAAAUGGGUCUCGGAAAGACGAUUCAGACCAUUAGUCUGAUUACCUAUCUCAUUGAGCGCAAGCAACAGACCGGGCCAUAUCUCGUCAUUGUCCCUCUGAGUACCCUCACUAACUGGAACCUCGAGUUCGAGAAAUGGGCACCCAGCAUCAGCCGCAUUGUCUACAAAGGCCCUCCCAACACUCGUAAGCUGCAGCAAGAAAAGAUUCGCCAGGGGCGUUUCCAAGUGCUUCUGACUACCUACGAAUACAUCAUCAAAGACAGACCAGUUCUAAGCAAGAUCAAGUGGUUCCACAUGAUUAUCGAUGAAGGUCAUCGUAUGAAGAACAGCAAUUCCAAGCUGAGCGCGACCAUUCAGCAAUACUACAACACCCGUUUCCGCCUCAUUCUUACCGGUACCCCGCUACAAAACAACCUAUCAGAACUGUGGGCCAUGCUCAACUUCGUUCUGCCAAACAUUUUCAAAUCUGCCACGACAUUCGAUGAAUGGUUCAAUACUCCCUUUGCCAAUACUGGUGGACAGGACAAGAUCGAGCUCACAGAAGAAGAGCAGAUUCUUGUCAUUCGCCGCCUACACAAGGUUCUGCGACCAUUCCUUCUGCGCCGUCUGAAGAAGGAUGUCGAAAAGGAUCUUCCGGACAAGACCGAGAAGGUCAUCAAGUGCAAGUUCUCUGCCCUUCAGUCCAAGCUCUACAAGCAAAUGGUCACCCACAAUAAGAUUGCCGUCAGCGAUAGCAAGAGUGGCAAGGCCGGUGCCCGUGGCCUCAGCAACAUGAUCAUGCAGUUGCGCAAACUUUGCAACCAUCCCUUCGUUUUCGACGAGGUUGAAAAUGUCAUGAACCCUUUGAGCAUUAGUAAUGACAUUCUGUGGCGAACGGCAGGCAAAUUUGAGCUUCUGGACCGAAUCUUGCCAAAGUACCACGCAACCGGCCAUCGCGUGCUCAUGUUCUUCCAAAUGACGGCCAUUAUGGAUAUCAUGGAGGAUUAUCUUCGUUACCGUCGCAUGGAAUAUCUCCGUCUCGACGGUACUACCAAAUCUGACGAGCGUUCGGACCUGCUGCGAGAUUUCAACGCCCCUGAUUCCCCAUACUUCAUGUUUCUGCUUUCCACCCGUGCCGGUGGUCUUGGUCUGAACCUGCAGACUGCCGAUACUGUCAUCAUCUACGACUCUGAUUGGAAUCCUCACCAGGAUUUGCAGGCUCAGGAUCGUGCUCAUCGUAUCGGUCAGAAAAACGAAGUCAGAAUUCUGCGUUUGAUCAGUUCCAACUCGGUUGAAGAGAAAAUUCUUGAACGUGCUCGCUUCAAGCUGGACAUGGAUGGCAAGGUCAUUCAGGCUGGUCGUUUCGAUAACAAGUCCUCCGAAACGGAUCGAGACGCUAUGCUUCGAACUUUGCUGGAGACUGCUGAUAUGGCAGAGUCUGGCGAGCAAGAAGAGAUGGAAGACGAGGAGUUGAAUAUGCUAUUGGCACGUAGCGAUGACGAGAUAAUCAAGUUCCAGGCCAUCGACGAGGAACGCGCAAAGGACCCCACGUACGGGCCCAAGGGCAAGUCCAGACUGAUGGGCGAAGACGAGCUGCCUCUCAUCUACCUCAACGAAGGCAACCCUGUUCCUGAUGAGCCAGAAGAUCUCAUUCUUGGUCGUGGUGCCCGCGAGCGCACCAAGGUCAAGUACGACGAUGGUCUCACCGAGGAGCAGUGGCUCAUGGCGGUUGAUGAUGACGAAGAUUCGCCAGAGGCGGCGGCACAACGCAAGCAAGCUCGCAAAGACAGGCGCGAGACAAACAGAAUGAAGAAGGGGGGCUUGGACGACUCUCCUGCCGCUAGCCGCGCCAGCACAGAAGAGAUUGAGACACCCAAGAAGCGUGGCCGCAAGCCGGGCAGCAAAAAUGAGAAGCGCAAGGCUGAGGAUGGAGAUGAUGAACCGCCAACUAAGAAACGCCGUGGCCCUCAAGGGCGGCCUAGCAAGGGUGGUGCGAACGAGUCUCGCUUGAAUCCCCAACAGCGUGAGCUCCUGCAAAAGAGCCUACGAUCUCUGUACGACGCUUUGAUGACCCUUGAAGUCGACGAUAUUGAGCCGCCUGCCGAGGACGACGAGUCUGACGCUGGCAAACGCCUCAUCAUUGGACCCUUUAUCAAGCUGCCACCUAAGCGGGACUACGCCGAUUACUACCUCAUCAUCACCAACCCCAUUUGCAUGAACCAGAUUCAAACGCGCAUCAAGAAGGAGGAGUACAACUCUCUGAGCGACAUGAGGAAGGACUUUGACUUGAUGAUUCGCAACUGUCAAACGUACAAUGAAGACGGCAGUAUUCUGUACCAGGAUGCAAAGACAAUGAAUGAGUUCUUCACGACAAAAUGCCAGGAGCUAAUGGAUGCCAACCCUGGAUUACAGGAGCUGGAAGAGGGCGGAAAAGCGAGUUCAGUUGCCCCGUCUGCUGCCGAGAGCACACCGCAGCCAAGCGGCACUCGUAUCAAGAUCAUCACGAGCAGCGCGCGGGAGGCCAACGGGGCGCGAUCCGCUGGACAGAGUGAGGGCGAGUAA
This is a messenger RNA of Akanthomyces muscarius, 4311 nucleotides long. RefSeq lists its product as uncharacterized. Bases 1 to 4311 code for a protein of 1436 amino acids. The record is from RefSeq and is a predicted model, not a curated record. Gene Ontology annotation, molecular function: ATP-dependent chromatin remodeler activity; ATP binding; DNA binding. Gene Ontology annotation, cellular component: nucleus. Gene Ontology annotation, biological process: positive regulation of transcription by RNA polymerase II. Lineage: Eukaryota; Fungi; Ascomycota; Sordariomycetes; Hypocreales; Cordycipitaceae. The transcript has 2 exons.